Annulohypoxylon maeteangense is the source of this 1208-nucleotide messenger RNA. RefSeq names its product HAD-superfamily hydrolase. The transcript is spliced from 2 exons. The record is from RefSeq and is a predicted model, not a curated record. Bases 219 to 965 code for a protein of 248 amino acids. NCBI's taxonomy places the organism in Eukaryota, Fungi, Ascomycota, Sordariomycetes, Xylariales, Hypoxylaceae.
CCACGGCUCUCGUCGCUGAAAAAACCCCGCAAUGUAAAGGGAAGCUCCCCGCAAUGAUCUUGCCUUACCUGCAAAGCACUUCGUCAUCUUAGAACAAACUUAGAACCUUAGAACCUUGAGAAGAUCCAUCAACAUCUUCCGCUUCUAAGACAACUUUGAAGUUGACUAAUAAGUUUCUGACAUAACUCGUUCUUAAGUUCCUGCACCAUUCAUUCAACAUGCCUCGUGCCAAGUACAUCCUGCUCGACUGCGACAAUACCCUCUGUCUAUCGGAGCGUUUGGCCUUUGAGGCUUGCACCGACUUGACCAACGAGGUCUUGGAGAAGUGGGGCAGGCCGGAGCGCUACACGGUCGAGCAACUCCUCGAGGACUUUGUUGGCCAUAAUUUCCGUGGCAUGCUCAACGGCUUGCAGAAAAAGCAUGGCUUUACCAUGACAGACGGCGACGUCGAUGCUUAUGUUGACCGUGAGCUCGGUGCCGUGACCGCGAAGCUGAGCGAGAAGUGCCAACCUUGUCCCGGCGUACCUGAGCAGCUUGAGGCGCUCAAGCAGGCCGGGUACCCCAUGUCCGUUGUCAGCACGUCAGCCAAGCCCCGUGUCGUCGCCAGUAUCAAAAAGGUCGGAAUUGAUCAUUACUUCCCGGACGAGCACGUUUAUAGUGCCGCUACCAGUCUAACCCCGCCGUCAAGCAAGCCUGACCCAGCUAUCUACAAUUACGCUUGCAAGCAGCUGGGUGUCAAGAACGAAGAGUGCGUCACCGUCGAGGACAGUAAGAGCGGUGCUACUGCCGCCAUGCGCGCCGGCAUCCCCCUAAUCGGAUACGUUGGCGUUUACGGCAUCGAGGAGGGCAAGGAGAAGAUGGAGGAGAUGGCUAAACUUCUGACAGAGCAAUGUCACGCCAAGGCCAUCAUGUACGACUGGAAGGAGUUUCCCGAAUUGCUGAAGAAGGUCGAAGAGGGGUUGUGAUAUGUCAACCAACCUACACAGUAGUCGACCUAACUAUCAGAAGAGCAUCCUAUAUUGCUUGCAGCUAUCAUAGACGGAUUGCGAACGAAGGUAUCACGACUUGACGAAUUUGCGCAUCGGCGAUUGUUUCUUUUCCCAGUUUCACGAUUUUCGGGACAAUGCAAUUCGAUUCCCGGGCUAGCUGCGAGCUUCUCACCGAGAAGUCGCCGUGGACCUUCGGUUGUUAUCGAGGUGCAUUUUGAA